AUGUUCAGGUGGGUUCGGCUGAUCUCGCGUUGUUCACCUCAGCUAAGCUCGGAGCUCGGAUCGAUUCGGCAAAUCGCGGCCAGAGUCGGCCGUUCGGGUAGGCUCGGCUGUUGUCGAGUACGCUCGGCUGUUGUCGGCCACACUCGGCUGUUGUCGGCUCCACUCGGCCACACUCGGCUCCACUCGGCCCUUCCUCACUCUGCUCCGCGCUGCAAUGGCGGCCGCUGGCAGGGCCCCGCUCCCCGGCCUGAGCCCCGGGAGGGGACAGAGCGCUGGGACAGCCGCCUCAGCCCGGCUCACCCUGUCCCUGCCCGGCCCCGCGUCCCCCGGAGCGCGCCCUGCAGCGCAGAACGCAGCCUUUGGGCCAGGAGCGGGGACAAUGCCCUCGGCUCGGCAGCAGCGCCGGGAGGCAGCGGGCGGUGCCCUCAGGGCAGGAAAAAUCAUCCAACUCCUCCCAUGUUUGCCCGAAGCUUUGGUGUUGGAGCAGCCAAAGGCAAGAGGCUUCAGCAGCAGGGCUCUGCGCUGGAGGGCUCUGGUCCUGCCCACGCUGUGGGUGAGCCAGGGCUGGCACAGGGAAUGGUGCAGGUGCUGCUCUGGCACCAGAGCUGCUGCCCUUUGGAGCCAUGUUCAAGGCUGUCCUUGCUGGAGCAGCCUGGUCCCUGCCGUGCCCAAGCCCUGAGACACAGAGAGAGCCCUGUGCCCUGGGGCCUUUGGCACCUUGUCAGGAACGUGGCAGCAGCCCCGGGAGCAGGCUGGAGGAGCAAACCUCCCAGCAGAGCCAGAUUGCAGUGGAGGCCAGAGCUGUGUUUGGAGCAGGGAGUGCUGAGAGCUGCGUCUGCCUGUGCUGCCCCAGCCUGAGCACAGGCACAGGGAACAGCCUGGGCAAAGGGAUUGGGGCAGUGGCUGAUGCCCAGGGAGAAGAACACAAACCCACAGCCCUUCAGCCUGACAGUCCCCUCCACCCAGAGCUCAGCACACAUCCUCACAGGGAAGCCCAGCAGCUGAAGGGAAAAAAACCCACAGAAGGAAAAGGUGAGUUAUUUUGCUGUAAAGUUAUUUCAAGUUGUUAUUAAAGCCCAGCCAACAUUUGCUCUUGAUUUUGGUUGGGUGAAUAACCAGCAGUGGGCACAGGUGAUGCCAUUCAUGUGGCUGAAAACCUGGUGUGAUCUAGAGGGGAUCCAAGAACUGUUUGUGUAGGGCAAUGGAAUGUGAGGGGAUGUCAGGGGCAGUGAGGUGGCAUUUUGGAGGGAAUUGCUGAGGUCAUGGAAGGGAGACCAGCAGACAAUUUCCCUGGGAAAUCCCAGGCCCCUCGGGCCCACAGCCAGGACUCUCCAGGGCUGAGGGGGCAGCACUGGAGACU
Messenger RNA from Agelaius phoeniceus (red-winged blackbird), 1360 nucleotides. The record is from RefSeq and is a predicted model, not a curated record. Lineage: Eukaryota; Metazoa; Chordata; Aves; Passeriformes; Icteridae.